AUGUGUCCCGACCACAUCGUAGCCGGGGCGCUCAACGACCUCCUCUAUCUUUUUCUCUUUCGUUCCCACCACCAGAAAUUUCAAAAUGGUAUAACAUCUACUCAGGUUCCUUUAUUUUCUAAUCUGCCUUUCAAGCGUUAUGUUGAGAUUGGGAGAGUUGCUCUCGUUAACUAUGGAGAAUGUUAUGGUAAACUUGUAGCCAUUGUUGAUGUCAUCCACCAAAACAGGGGGAAUGGAGCGACGAGAGAAGAGCAGAGAGCCGCUUGCUUGCAUCCUCUCAGGCACUUGUUGAUGCUCCUGAGUGAUAUGGUGAGAAGCCAAAUGAGCUUCAAGAGGCUCUCGUUAACAGACAUCAAGAUUGACAUUGGCCGAAUCCCCAAGAAGAAGGUUUUGAUUGGCGCCAUGGAGGCUGCAGAUGUUAAGAGGAAAUGGGAAAGCAGCUCUUGAGGUAGAAGUUCAUUGUUCAGAAGAAAAGAGCAUCCUUGAAUGAUUGACAGGUUCAAGGUCAUGUUGGCAAAGAUCAAGGACCUAGUCACAUUGUUGGAGAAUCUGAGGUGGACGCUUCUAAAGAGGGAAGAAGGCUGACAGAUUUUAAGUAUGUAUGUGUGGGCUAUUCGGUGCACAUGGAUGGCAAAGAUAAAGAUCCAUCUAUGAAUCUUGAUGCAGGGGCAAGAAACCCAUCAACUCCACAAGGGAAACACUCUGAAUUGCCGUAUUGUAUCGGUGUUGAGCUUUUGGUGGAUGAAAGACCUGCAGCAGCAACUGCAGGCCAUGCUCCAGGUCAUGUUCCAGGACGGGCUCCAGCCUAUGCCCCGGCACAUGCUCUUAAAACGGACGGUGACCAAUGAUUGUUUGCUAUAGAGACAUUUUAUGCCUGUCGGAAACUAUAAAACAUUUCUACUUGUCUCUAAUUUGUGUUAUAAAAUUCAUUACUUUUAGUAUUUGUGCAUGAUUUGGAGUAGAUUCUUUUUUUUUUUUAAUAAGCAGGCCUUUAAAAAGGACUAGCUAGAGCUGCAGUUACCAAGUCUAGGAGUAGUAAUCCCCCUUGCAUCAUUUUGAAAUACAUGAAUUAGAAAACUAGGUAAAGUUCCUAUCCAAAUGCCUUCAUUUUCUUUAGAAGUUCCAUCUCUAGCAAGUCUAUCAGCAACAUUAUUAGCUUCUCUGUAUCUUUGGCUGAACCUUGGAUUAUUGAAGCAUCCCUUGAGAGAUUUGAUUUCACUGAUGAGCCUCUUUGUUUCGCACUGCGGCUGGGAAGAGUUGAAUUGCAUAUUCUGGAUCACUUUCCACCUCCAGAUGGUCAACCUUUGUCGCAACCGCAACCAAGCAAGCCACCGCAGCCUGCAGCAGAGGAAUUCUUGCCUAGG
Messenger RNA from Papaver somniferum (opium poppy), 1364 nucleotides. RefSeq names its product 60S ribosomal protein L14-1-like. The record is from RefSeq and is a predicted model, not a curated record. Gene Ontology annotation, cellular component: cytosolic large ribosomal subunit; ribosome. The coding region runs from base 1 to 447 and encodes 148 amino acids. Gene Ontology annotation, biological process: translation; ribosomal large subunit biogenesis. Gene Ontology annotation, molecular function: structural constituent of ribosome; RNA binding. NCBI's taxonomy places the organism in Eukaryota, Viridiplantae, Streptophyta, Magnoliopsida, Ranunculales, Papaveraceae. The transcript has 8 exons.